AUGUCGAGGCGUAGCUCCGCGUACGAUGUCGACGCCGCGGCUGGCCACGGGCUCGACGACUCGCCCGCGCGGGGGGCUCCGGUGCGGUCGUCGUCGCGGCCUCGGUCUAGCCGCGCGUGGCGCCAGCGCUCCCGCCGCGACGAGGGGGCCGACGCCGACGUCGCCAGCAGCCGCAGCGCCCCGCGGCAGCGCCCCGCGAUCCCCGCGAAGGAGCGGUCGCGCCUCCUGCGGUCUACGCGGGACUCUGAGCGCUCGAGCUCGCCCGUGCUGCGCGAGUCUGACCGAAGUGGAUCCACGGCAGCCCGGCGCGGACACUCGCGAGCCCCGUCCACGCCCAGCCUCGUCGACGACCAGGAGCAAUCCCGGAGGACAUCGCAGCCGCUCGCCGCGGCCACGCCUGGGUCCGCGCGGUCGCGGCUGUCUCGCGAGGCGAGCGCAAGCAGCGGCAGCGUCGCGCGCCCGACGGUCUUCCGCUCCGCGACGGUGCCGUCGACGAUCCUCGGCAUGAUCGCGGAACGCGACGAGGCGAGCGAGCCCGCCGACGACGAGGCCCGCCGCCGCGCCAGCACCAAGUUCCUGGGCGACGGCGCCGACAUGGAGGACGCCGCCAGCACCCUGCACAACUCGUCGCGGCGCGCAUCCAGGCGGGGCGAGUCCAGGCAGUGCGACGAGGACGAGACGGGCUCUCACCUGAGCCUCGACCGCCUGGUGAAGCGCGUCCAUGUCGUGCCAGGAGGUAUACCAGCCAUGUCAGCAAUCAACGAAGAGCAGCUGUCCCGCGCGUCGUCGGGGGUAUGA
Messenger RNA from Pedinophyceae sp. YPF-701, 798 nucleotides. The record is from the annotation of a GenBank genome assembly. NCBI's taxonomy places the organism in Eukaryota, Viridiplantae, Chlorophyta, Pedinophyceae.